Molecule: messenger RNA, 672 nt
Organism: Synchiropus splendidus (mandarinfish)
Lineage: Eukaryota; Metazoa; Chordata; Actinopteri; Syngnathiformes; Callionymidae
Product: 5-aminolevulinate synthase, non-specific, mitochondrial-like
Biological process (GO): heme biosynthetic process; erythrocyte development; hemoglobin biosynthetic process
Cellular component (GO): mitochondrion
Molecular function (GO): 5-aminolevulinate synthase activity
Source: RefSeq, a predicted model, not a curated record
UGCUCCGGGUUGUACUCUGAUGCCGGUGACCAUGCCUCGAUCAUUCAGGGCAUAGGGAACAGCCAGGCGUAGAAGUUUGUCUUCCGCCACAAUGGCGUCGGCCAGCUACAGGAGCUUCAUAAAAAAUCUGACUCCUCCACUGCCUAUGGCAACGAUGAUCAUAAUUUUUCAAAACAAUAUAUUUACUCACUUUGAAGGUUAUGCGACACUGCUCACAGGUUCAGGUCAGUAACUUUGGAUUGGGUUCAUGCCGUGUGCUUGUAUGCCCAAGAUGGAGUCAUGAACAAGAUGGGCAUUGUGUCCAGCACUCUCGGCAAAGCCUUUGGCUGCGUGGGCGGUGACAUCGCCAGCACCCUGAUGGACAUGGUGCGCUUCUAUGCUGCUGGCUUCAUUUUCACCUCUUCACUGCCUCCCAUGCUGCCAGCAGGAGCUCAGGAGUCUGUGGGAGUCUUGAAAAUUGAAGAGGGCCGAGUCCUAAGGAAGAAUCAUCAGGGGAAUGUCGAGUUAUGACAAUUGCUGAUGGACUCUGCCCUUCCAGUCGUCCACCGCCCAAGCCACAUUAGCCCUCAGGUUGCUGAUGCAGAGGGGAACACUGAACUCUUCCCUUUCCUCGGCAGAAUGCAUCAGCCUCGUCACCUCAACCUCAUGAGUGAGCGUGAUAUUGUCCAGUAA